AUGGACUAUUCUAAUUCCAACAUCGGCGCUGAUUCGACUUUCCAGAGGCAGCAAAACGGCUCUGACUUUGACGAUUACGAGUCCCCAAACGAGAUUCAUAGUCAUCAACCCUACAUUGAACUUCCCUCUUCUCAGUCAAAAUAUCCAUCGCCUGCUGUAGGGAGCAUGGGGUUUGCUUUACCUGAAAGCAAUGGAGGUUUGGGCAUCAUGAACCGGGAUAUGAACACAGGUAUUGGUAUGGGUAUGGGAAUGACCAUGAAUAUGGAUUUGAGAUUUCAUACAAACACAAGCAUGAACAUGACUCCUGGCACACACUCACUUUAUUGUGAGAAUGGUGGCACAGUUCCUUUCCAUGUUCAGCCAAAUCUCACUUCAUCCCAUGCAGUUAUGAGGUGUGAUGCACAGUCUCUGCUUGCUGUAGGUCAUGCAGUGGACACCAACGCUUUUAUGGCAGUUGGGACAACUAGUGCACCUGCUACUCGACCUAUCCCAAUUCCUCUCCCAAAUCACAGCUUCCAUUCUGCAUCUCAGUUUACUAUGACUCCUGAAUUCAACUCAAGCUCUUAUGAAUACUCGUCCUCCCCUUAUUACUACUCAGCAUCACCUGCUACCUCGUCGUCCUCAACGAGCAUUCACAGUGAGGAAUAUAACCACAAGGUUGUGAGAAAUGUGGACGCAUCUCAGUUGGCUGCGAAGUCGCCGUCGCCUGGAUCACCAAUUUCUACCUCAUGUCCAGCAGUCUUGGACAGCAAAAGCUCUACUCCAAGCUCUCCCAAUCCGCCAGUUCAACUCGUGCAGAAGAAAAAGUCGCCCGCUUCUUUCGAAUGUCAAAAAUGCGGCAGGUUCUUCACUCGUGGUGCCGAUGUCAAGCGUCAUGAGACCAGCGUCCAUUCCCCUAGACCUAUGGAUUGCCCCGUGAAGAAUUGCGUUCGCAAGGGGAGCAUUGGUUUCCCACGUCGUGACCAUCUCAUGGAACACUUGCGCACCUUCCAUAAUCAGAACAUUCCAAAACGUUGCGGAACUAAGAAACGCAGAACUAACGCUGCACUUGAUCACUGAUCUCAUCGAGUACGAUUGUAAUUCGGUAUAUCGACUCUAUUGCAUAGACAUACAUAUUACGACUGAUGUCUUGAUGAUUUACGAUUGGAGGACGGGGAAUGUCUUGAUGAUGCUGGAUAUUUUCAACCACUUGUUCCUUUUAUGAUCCCAUUUCAUCUUCCA
Messenger RNA from Talaromyces stipitatus ATCC 10500, 1221 nucleotides. RefSeq names its product C2H2 finger domain protein, putative. The record is from RefSeq and is a predicted model, not a curated record. The coding region runs from base 1 to 1059 and encodes 352 amino acids. The transcript is spliced from 2 exons. Lineage: Eukaryota; Fungi; Ascomycota; Eurotiomycetes; Eurotiales; Trichocomaceae.